This is a messenger RNA of Artibeus jamaicensis (Jamaican fruit-eating bat), 2673 nucleotides long. RefSeq names its product ankyrin repeat domain 46 (gene ANKRD46). NCBI's taxonomy places the organism in Eukaryota, Metazoa, Chordata, Mammalia, Chiroptera, Phyllostomidae. The transcript has 5 exons. The record is from RefSeq and is a predicted model, not a curated record. Gene Ontology annotation, molecular function: protein binding. The coding region runs from base 11 to 889 and encodes 292 amino acids.
UCUGGCUCAGAUGGAGGCUCCGCUUGUCUCUGUGAUCCGCUUCUCACCAGGGCCUGCUGCCGCAGCGUCGCCGCCGGGAGGGUGCUGCAGCUGUCACCUCUGCUCGGCCGAGUCGAAGAUCCUUGCCGUUACGUUUCUGGAUAUCCUGUUGAACCUUCUUAAGAAUUCAGAGAAACUGUCAGGCAUCCGCCACACCGGAACCAUGUCCUACGUUUUUGUAAACGAUUCUUCCCAGACCAAUGUGCCCUUGCUACAAGCCUGUAUUGAUGGAGACUUUAACUAUUCCAAGAGGCUUUUGGAAAGUGGCUUUGACCCAAACAUUCGAGACAGCAGGGGCCGAACAGGCCUUCACCUUGCCGCAGCCCGCGGGAACGUGGACAUCUGCCAGUUGUUGCAUAAAUUUGGUGCUGACCUUCUGGCCACAGAUUAUCAGGGGAACACAGCUCUUCAUCUCUGUGGUCAUGUGGAUACUAUUCAAUUCUUAGUUUCCAAUGGACUCAAAAUUGAUAUUUGCAAUCAUCAAGGUGCUACACCCUUAGUUCUGGCAAAGCGCAGGGGCGUGAAUAAAGAUGUCAUCCGAUUGCUGGAAUCUUUGGAAGAACAGGAAGUAAAAGGAUUUAACAGAGGAACACACUCAAAACUGGAGACCAUGCAGACAGCUGAGAGUGAAAGUGCCAUGGAGAGCCACUCUCUCCUCAACCCCAACCUGCAGCAAGGUGAAGGGGUCCUGUCCAGCUUCCGAACCACGUGGCAGGAGUUUGUAGAGGACCUGGGCUUCUGGAGGGUUUUGCUCUUGAUCUUCGUCAUUGCUCUGCUGUCUCUGGGCAUUGCCUACUACGUGAGUGGGGUGCUGCCGUUCGUGGAAAACCAGCCUGAACUGGUGCAUUGAAGGAGCUCGCGGAGGGCGAGGCGUGUGCGUGUUUCCUGGCUUCCAGUGUUUCUCAGUUUCUCAAGCUUGUUCGAGUGCAAGGCAGUGAGGGCUGUACAUGGUUUUCUUUUUGCAGUUUUACAUAUUGUAAUCCUCUUAGAAUGACAUGUUCAUCUGAACUAACUACUUAGCGUAGUCGAGUAUACUGCAUCCCAAAGCUACCUCUAACUCAACGGGACUUCUUAGCAACGCAGCCUUGUUUGAUAAAAACAUGGAAAUGACUACAGAAAGAAAGAUAAAGGAAGUCCUUGCUAAAGAAACCUUACCCUCAUACAGGACCAACUAAAGCAAAGUGUUCAAAAAGAAAAUUUUAGGUUUUCUUUUCUGAUUGGUUUUGGUUGGUGAUUUUGUUUUGUUCUUAUUUGUUUAUUUUUGCAAGAGCAUCUUUUCUCUUUUUAUUUACAGUCUCUGAGAAUAGACAAGAGAGCGAAACAUUCAGCUUAAAACUUGAAGUGCUUCUUUUUUCACAUCCUGCGUAGUAAAUCAGUAUUGUUGGAAUGCCUUUGGUUUAUUUUAACACUUUCAAGUCUAGUCACAAACCAAGUAGAACUUUUGAAAGUGAGCUAUAUUUUAUUCAAAAAUGAUAGGUUUGAUCUUAUAUUUAUUUGUUUUAGAAUAGUGUUUUGUAAACCGCUUUUGUAAACCGCUUUACUUGUUAAUAUCUAUUAACAAGAAACGAAGACUUCAUCUUGUUCACUUUUUCAUUUCCCUUUGUGUUUAUUUCAAAGGUGGUCUGUUCAUAAAAAAUAUAGUCAGAAAGCUUUUUCUACUCAGUAGUUAGCAGGAGAAGUAUUCUGCUGUGUGACUGUCACCGUAGCUUUGUGACGCUGUUGUCAUAGUGAACGGUUCAGUUUCACACGCCUGCCGUGUUGUCACAGUUGUGUCAUAGUUGCUUUGCUUUGUGUGCAACCCUGUUAGAGUUCCUGUAGAGUCAUCAUGAUUUCAUCCACGUCAGUUACUGUCUGACAGCAAGACGGACGGAGUAUUUCCGAGUUAAUAGUGCUCAACAUAAUUGUGCUGGGUGUCAUAAAUGCUUUAUGAAUGGUUAUGUUAUUUAAAUUGAAGUCUGGUGACCAAACUGUAUUGCAGCAUUCAGCAGUAUGUUUUGUUGAUGAUUCUGUUAUGCAUAAAUCAUAUUCUUAGGUUAUUAAAAAGGAAUAUUAAGACUUGAUAGUUAUUCAUUGGGAAUAGUCAGAAAACUGUAAUGAAAGAAUAGUAAUACCUUUUAGAACAAAGACAUCUAAGCUACUGCUAAUUGAGUUGUUGCUAGAAUUAGAAUUUACAGUUUAGAGUAGAAUUGGUAUUUCUGUGAUUCUUGUUGCUUCUUGUAAUUCUCUCUUUUAUAUUUCCACAUUUAGGAUUGAGGUGGCUUUAUCCUCUCUUAAACAGCUGUUUGAAAGUCCUGAUUUACCUGGCUGCUUCUAUAUCAGCUCACAGAGUCUUGCUUUUAGGUUAGACAUAAAUAAAAUAAAUCUUACUUGGUGUAAAUACAGAAAAAACAGUGGAUUUUAGAAUGGAAAACACUAUAAUACUAGAAAUCAAAGUAUAUUUAGAAUGAAAGCUGUGGAAUUAGGUUUACAUUUGGUUGUAAAUCUAAACAGAUAAGUAAAAUUGAUUAAACUUAUGUACAUAUUUUGCAUUUUUUAAGAUGUUUCCUUUUAAGUUCUGAUUUCUUUGUGUCUGUUCUCUGCAUUCAGGAUUCAGAAACAGCACCAAUAAAUGUAUUUGUAAUCUCUUAGUCACAA